AUGCGGCCCUCCAGCGAGCCACAAUCGCUGGAGGGGCCGGAUGCCAGCCGGAGGGGGGCGCUGCUGGGGAUGGCCACUGUGCUGGCGGGAGCGUCGCUAAGCGCGGCAGCGCCGCAGCUGGCCAGCGCCGCCACCCCAGUCGUGGCAGUGGGCACAUACCUGCCGGCGGCCGACGGGCUGCCCGGAUUCUGCCUCUACUCGCCCGACAGCAAGAAGACGCCCGCCAUCCGGGCGGGGGUGAUCAAGCCUGAGCCGGCUUACUACCAGUUUGCAGUGCCGGAGAGCUGGUCAGAGGCGCCGCUGCUCAACCCGCUGACCGGCAACUUCUGCAUGCCGCGCUGCGAGGAGCCCUGGUAUGAGUUCAAGUUUGAGGAUGGCAAGGAGGGCACCGCGCAGCUGGUUGUGACGGAGCUGCAGAAGCUGGGGGCCAAGCGCAGCGCCACAACGGCCGACCUGGGCGCGCCGGAGCAGCUGAUCCCGCGCAUCGGCAACUUCAUCACCGGCUCGUUUGUGCCUGAUGAGGAGGACAUUGUGAGCGCGGUGCCCAAGAAGGGGGCAGACGGCCUCACCUACUAUGUGUACGAGGAGGGCCUGGCGUAUCUGUUCAUUGUGACUGCGAACGACAAGCAGUGGGGCGCUGCGGAGAGCAAGCUGCGGACGAUGCUGGAGAGCUUCCAGGCGUGA
Chlorella variabilis is the source of this 684-nucleotide messenger RNA. RefSeq lists its product as hypothetical. NCBI's taxonomy places the organism in Eukaryota, Viridiplantae, Chlorophyta, Trebouxiophyceae, Chlorellales, Chlorellaceae. The record is from RefSeq and is a predicted model, not a curated record. The transcript is spliced from 7 exons. The coding region runs from base 1 to 684 and encodes 227 amino acids.